GGUCUGCGUCCGGGAGCCGAGCGAACUUCGGGGCGCUGUGGGUCCAGCGGGACGAGGGUUGCGGCCGAGGCCGGCGUCCGCGCUUCUUCGGCAGCAUGAGCGCGCCCGAGGCGCCCGGGUUGGCCGCGGACUGCCUUGCUGCUGACCAGGACUCCGCUCCUGCCCCCUCGGCCGUCGGAAGUAUGGAUCCCGCCGUGCUGCCGCCGCCGCCCCCCGCCGGGGACGACCCGCCGCUCCAGUCCCCGGAUCCCGCGGCUGGUUCCCAGGAGGCGGGGGCGGGCGGCUCCGCUUCUGCCUCCCCCGCCCCGGAGGCAGGCCUCGCUCCUCCUCGCGAGUUGAGCCCUCGAAUCGAGGAGCCCGAACUUUGCGAAAACGUGAGCCUUCCUGCAGAAGAGACGAACGCGCCAGAGUCGGGGCCGGGGGAGGCCGGGGAAGGCAUGUCUGAGGACCCCGCCCCGGAGGACGAGGGAUACCCCACUUGGAACUACAGCUUCUCCCAGCUACCUCGGUUUCUCAGUGGUUCCUGGUCAGAGUUCAGCACCCAACCGGAGAACUUCUUGAAAGGCUGCAAGUGGGCCCCUGAUGGUUCCUGCAUCUUGACCAAUAGUGCUGAUAACGUCCUGCGGAUUUAUAACCUGCCCCCCGAGCUGUACAAUGAGGGCGAGCAGCUGGAACGUUCGGAGAUGGCCCCUGUCCUCCGCAUGGUAGAAGGCGACACUAUAUAUGAUUAUUGUUGGUUUUCUCUGAUGUCUUCCGCCGAGCCAGACACUUCCUACGUGGCCAGCAGCAGCCGGGAGAACCCCAUUCACAUCUGGGAUGCAUUCACCGGAGAGCUCCGGGCUUCCUUUCGGGCCUACAACCACCUGGACGAGCUGACGGCUGCGCACUCGCUCUGUUUCUCCCCGGACGGCUCCCAGCUCUUCUGUGGCUUCAACAGGGCUGUGCGCGUCUUUUCCACGGCCCGGCCCGGCCGUGACUGCGAGGUCCGAGCCACAUUUGCCAAAAAACAGGGCCAGAGUGGCAUCAUCUCCUGCAUAGCCUUCAGCCCCGUCCAGCCCCUCUAUGCCUGCGGCUCCUACGGCCGCACCCUGGGUCUGUAUGCCAGUGACGACGGCUCCCCUCUUGCCUUGCUGGGAGGACACCAGGGAGGUGUCACUCACCUCUGCUUUCACCCUGAUGGCAACCGCUUCUUUUCAGGAGCCCGCAAGGAUGCUGAGCUGCUGUGCUGGGACCUUCGGCAGCCCAGUCACCCACUGUGGUCCCUGAGUCGAGAGGUGGCCACCAAUCAGCGCAUCUACUUUGAUCUGGAUCCGACGGGGCAGUUCUUAGUGAGCGGCAGCACUAACGGGGCUGUGUCCGUGUGGGACACCAGCGGGGCUGGACCGGACGGGAAGCCCGAGCCAGUGCUGAGUUUUCUGCCCCAGAAGGACUGCACGAAUGGAGUCAGCCUGCACCCCAGCCUGCCGCUGCUGGCCACUGCCUCGGGUCAGCGCGUGUUUCCGGAACCCGUGGAGAGCGAGGACGAAGGGGAGCAGGAGGUGGACCUUCCCCUGCUUUCCAUGCGCCACGUCCACCUUGAAUGUCAGCUUCAGCUCUGGUGGUGUGGGGGGGGCCCGGGCGCGGGGAUGGCCGAUGCUCACCAGGGCAAGAAGGGCCAGGGAGGGACCCAGGAAUCUGGGGACGAGUUUCUGUAAAAAAAGCUUUUAUAC
This is a messenger RNA of Lontra canadensis (Northern American river otter), 1709 nucleotides long. It is a transcript of the gene WRAP53, whose product is annotated as WD repeat containing antisense to TP53. Gene Ontology annotation, biological process: Cajal body organization. Gene Ontology annotation, cellular component: Cajal body. NCBI's taxonomy places the organism in Eukaryota, Metazoa, Chordata, Mammalia, Carnivora, Mustelidae. Gene Ontology annotation, molecular function: RNA binding; protein binding. The record is from RefSeq and is a predicted model, not a curated record.